GCCCAGAAGGCCAGAAAAGCCCAGGAAGCAAACAUGUUCAGCCUUCGGAUCCAGUCCGUCGACUUCCCCGACGACGCGGCCACCGCCGUCGCCGCCGGCGAAGUCGGCAGCACCUCUCACCCUCUCUCCCCGCGCUCCGGCGAGCCGCUCCCCUCCACCACCACCGCCUCCGUAACGGUGCCUCUCGAGCUGCCCGGCGCGACCUCCGCGGCGCCCGCCCGGAACCCUAGGAUCAACCAUACCCGCGGCAUCCUCCACCUCUACCGCUCUUCCUCCCCGUCGUCAUCUACCGCCUCUUACGCUUCCGCCGUCGCCGCUACUCCAUCCUCUUCCUCAUCCGGACUUGCCGCCUCGCAGCUCGCCACCGAUUGCCUACUCCCGCCAUGGCGCGGCACGAGCCUCCUGGUGCUCGCCGUCCCGACACGCGUCACACCAGACGACUUCGUCCGCUUCUGCGGCCCCUACAUCGAACAUGCAUCAGAUAUCAAUGUUAUCAGGGAUGAUGGGGUGGAGGAUCGGUAUAGCGUGCUCGUGGAGUUUGAGGAUCAGAAGAGUGCCGAUGGGUUCUACUUGGACCUCAAUGGUUGGAGGUUCUCGUCCUCGGAGGUAGAGGUUUGCCAUGUUCUGUUUAUAGUUGCUGUGCAAUAUACACCAUCCACCGAGCUAAUGGUGACUCCACCGGUUGGAUCUACUGAGCUGCCGACAUGCCCUGUCUGUAUUGAACGAUUGGAUCAAGACAUCAGCGGAAUUAUGGCAGCCACUUGUGAUCAUUCAUUCCAGUGUUCAUGUGUUUCAAUGUGGGUCAAUUCAUCUUGUCCGGUUUGUCAGUUUUGUCAGAAGCAGUCUAAGAAUCCUACAUGUUCUGUUUGUCAAACCUCUGGAAACCUCUGGAUCUGUAUAAUAUGUGGUUUUGUUGGAUGCGGAAGGUAUGAAGAAGGCCAUGCAAUUAGACACUGGAAAGACACUCAGCACUGCUAUUCACUCGAUUUGGAAACUCAACGUGUUUGGGAUUAUGUUGGUGACAGUUAUGUCCACCGACUUAAUCACUCCAAAAGCGAUGCGAAGCACUCUAAAUUCAAGUCAAAGUGUAAAUAUUCUGGUGACGACUGUGUAAACUGCUCCUGCAAUGAUGAUGAAGAUAUUGGCAGUGCUAUUUUCAGCAGCAAAGCAGAAACAAUUGUGGAUGAAUACAACCGCCUUCUUGCUAGCCAACUUGAAACUCAGAGAGAGUAUUAUGAGGCUCUGUUGUCAGAAGCUAAGAAAGAAAGGGAAGAACGCAUUUCUGAUGCUGUGGAUAAAGCUGUAAAUGAUAAGAUUCAGGAGAUCCAACAAAAGUUUGAAAAUGCAAUGUUGGAGAAAAAGAAAGUUGCAGAUAUGAAUGAAAAACUCACGAAGAGCCAGGACAUAUGGUGCCGGACACUAAAGGAAAUAGAGGAAAGGGAGAGGGCUCAACUGAAGUUGAAAGACGAUACAAUUCGUGAUCUAGAAGAACAGAUAAAAGAUUUCAAAUUUUCCAUCAAGUUACAGAAGUCGAUCGAGAAGAACGAAAAUGCUGAUGAUCUCAAAGGAGGUUUGCUGGUGCCACUCCCAGUGGUUCCAGACUCAGGAACCAAAGGUAAAAGAUCGUCAAGAACAAGCAAGAGGAGGAAUUAGUACCUGCAUUUGUUAUACAUAUGUGACGGGCAAUUUGGUUGGCUAGUCUCUGCCAAUCAAGUACGAUAUGACACAUUCACAACAAAUAGAACGUGCAAUAUUAUUCUACUAC
Molecule: messenger RNA, 1765 nt
Organism: Oryza brachyantha (malo sina)
Lineage: Eukaryota; Viridiplantae; Streptophyta; Magnoliopsida; Poales; Poaceae
Product: BRAP2 RING ZnF UBP domain-containing protein 1
Exons: 12
Coding region: 34-1653 (539 amino acids)
Biological process (GO): protein ubiquitination; Ras protein signal transduction
Cellular component (GO): cytoplasm
Molecular function (GO): nucleic acid binding; ubiquitin protein ligase activity; zinc ion binding
Source: RefSeq, a predicted model, not a curated record